Messenger RNA from Nannospalax galili (Upper Galilee mountains blind mole rat), 4424 nucleotides. It is a transcript of the gene Sel1l3, whose product is annotated as SEL1L family member 3. Gene Ontology annotation, molecular function: protein binding. The record is from RefSeq and is a predicted model, not a curated record. Lineage: Eukaryota; Metazoa; Chordata; Mammalia; Rodentia; Spalacidae. Bases 74 to 3475 code for a protein of 1133 amino acids. The transcript has 24 exons.
AGGUGGCGCCUCGGGCGGGGGCCGGUCCCUGCACCAGGUGACCUGUUCCGGCCGGGAUCCGGGCGGCCUCGCUAUGCAGCGGCGCGGCGCGUGGCUCUGGUGGCCGUGGCGGCAGCAGCAGCAGCCCCUGCUACCCGUGCUCGGUCCCCGGGCCGCAGCCAUGGUCCCCCCGAGCGGCGGGGUCUCCCCGGGCCUUGGCGGCCGCCCUGCCGGCGCUCUGCUCCUGCUGUGCUACCUGAAUUUUGUUCCGUCUUUGGGCAGACAGACUUCCCUGACAACGCUGGUGCUGCCCAGGGCAGAGCAGAGUGCGACAUACACAGACUUUAUUUAUUUUACUGCCUUUGAAGGAAGCGUGAGCAACGUCUCUGAAGUCUCGGUGGAGUAUUUAUGCUCUCAGCCCUGUGUUGUCAAUUUGGAAGCGGUUGUUUCAUCCGAGUUCAGAAGUAGCAUCCCCGUCUACAAAAAGAGGUGGAUGAAUGAGAAACACCUUCAUAUUAGCAGGACGCAGAUAGUGCGCGUGAAGUUCCCAAGCAUCAUGGUAUACAGAGACGAUUACUUCAUCAGACACUCCAUCUCUGUCUCCACGGUGAUACUACGGGCCUGGAUCACCCACAGACACAGCAGUGGGGGCUUGAAUGUCCGGGGGGAGGAGAACUUGCUACACGCUGUGGCAAAGAAUUACACCCUGCUGCGGACAGUCCCACCUUUCGAACGCCCCUUCAAGGAUCAUCAGGUGUGCCUCGAGUGGAACGUGGAUUUUCUGUGGAAUCUCUGGGCCAACAGGAUCCCACAGUGUCCUCUGGAAAGUGACGCCGUUGUCUUCCUGAACUUUCCUUAUGCCUCGAGCGGAGAAAACACAGGCAUCAUGAAGAAGCUCCUGAGGUUCCAGAACCGAGAGCUGGAGGCCACUCGGAGCCAGCGCGUGGACUACCCAGUGUUUACCGUUUCAUUGUGGCUUUAUUUACUUCACUACUGCAAGGCCAAUCUCUGUGGAAUUCUGUACUUUGUUGAUGCUGAUGAGAUGUACGGUACACCUUCUAUAUUUCUUACUGAAGAGGGCAGUUUGCAUAUUCAAAUGCAUCUUGUCAGAGGAGAAGACUUGGCUGUCAAAACAAAAUUCACCCUACCUCUGAAGGAGUGGUUCCGACUGGAUGUCUCUUUCAAUGGAGGCCAGAUAGUGGUCACCACCAGUAUUGGACAGGACUUAAAACGCUACCAUAAUCAGACCAUCAGCUUCCAGGAGGAUUUCUACUAUAAUGACACAGCUGGAUACUUCAUUAUUGGAGGGAGCAGGUACGUGGCUGGUAUUGAAGGGUUUUUUGGACCUGUGACGUACUAUCGCCUCCGCAGUCUGCAGCCUGCACAGGUCCUUAAUCCCUUCCACGAGAGGGAACUGGCUGAACAGAUCAAGUUAUAUUAUGAGCGGUGUGCUGAGGUUCAAGAAAUAGUAUCUGGAUAUGCUUCAACAGUGCAGGUCGGGAAUGAGAGACCAGAGGCGUGUGACCUCCAAAACUCCUACCUGGACCUCAGGCGCAGGUACGGGAGACCCUCUGUGUGCAGACCCUUCCCCUGGGAGAAGGAUCUAAGAAACAAGCACCCCAGCUUGUUCCAGGCGCUGCUGCAGAUGGAACUGCUGACCGCGUCAAGGAGCCAAAAUGAAUCUGUAUUAGAAAUCGGUGGGAGGAUAUUUGAGAAAGCUGUAAAAAGACUCUCAGGCGUUGAUGGUCUUCACCAAAUUAGCUCCGUCAUCCCCUUUCUGAUGGAUUCUAGCUGCUGUGGAUACCAUAAAGCAUCUUACUACCUUGCAGUCUUCUAUGAAACUGGAUUAAAUGGACCUCGGGAUCAGCUGCAGGGCAUGCUGUACAGUCUCGUUGGAGGCCAGGGCAGUGAGAGGCUGUCAUCAAUGAAUCUUGGAUACAAACACUACCAGGGUGUUGACAGCUACCCCCUGGACUGGGAACUGUCGUAUGCCUACUACAGCAACAUUGCCACAAAGACACCCCUUGACCAGCACACGCUGCAAGGAGACCAGGCAUAUGUUGAAACCAUUAGACUCAAAGAUGAUGAGUCCCUCAAAGUACAGACCAAAGAAGAUGGUGACGUCUUCAUGUGGCUGAAACACGAAGCCACCCGUGGCAACGCGGCGGCACAGCAACGACUGGCUCAGAUGCUGUUCUGGGGACAGCAAGGGGUGGCCAAGAACCCCGAGGCUGCCAUCGAAUGGUAUGCCAAGGGGGCCCUGGAGACGGAGGAUCCUGCAUUAAUAUAUGACUAUGCCAUUGUGUUAUUCAAGGGUCAAGGAGUGAAGAAGAACAGACGGCUUGCCUUGGAGCUCAUGAAGAAAGCUGCUUCCAAGGGAUUGCAUCAGGCAGUCAACGGCCUGGGAUGGUAUUACCACAAAUUCAAGAAAAAUUAUGCUAAGGCAGCAAAGUACUGGUUAAAAGCAGAGGAAAUGGGGAACCCAGAUGCAUCAUACAAUCUCGGGGUCCUGUAUUUGGAUGGCAUUUUCCCAGGAGUCCCAGGAAGGAAUCUGACCUUAGCCGGUGAAUACUUCCAUAAGGCUGCACAAGGGGGACACAUCGAAGGGACCUUGUGGUGCUCUCUUUACUAUAUCACGGGCAACCUGGAGACCUUCCCCAGAGAUCCUGAGAAAGCCGUUGUAUGGGCAAAGCAUGUAGCUGAGAAAAAUGGGUACUUGGGUCACGUGAUUCGAAAAGGCCUCAACGCCUACCUGGAGGGUUCCUGGCAUGAAGCUUUGCUGUAUUAUGUUUUAGCAGCAGAAACUGGAAUUGAAGUGUCACAGACAAAUUUAGCACACAUCUGUGAAGAGCGGCCGGACCUGGCCGGGAGAUACUUAGAUGUUAAUUGUGUUUGGAGAUACUAUAAUUUCUCUGUUUUUCAAAUCGAUGCUCCUUCAUUUGCAUAUUUGAAGAUGGGAGACCUUUAUUACUAUGGCCACCAAAACCAGUCCCAAGACCUUGAGCUGUCUGUACAGAUGUAUGCCCAAGCAGCCCUGGAUGGAGACUCUCAGGGAUUUUUCAACCUGGCUCUGCUGAUAGAAGAAGGUGCUAGAAUCCCACGCCACAUUCUGGAGUUCCUGGAAAUUGACCCAACUCUUCAUCCCAGCAACACCUCCAUACUCCGAGAGCUGUAUGAAAGGUGCUGGAGUCACAGUAAUGAAGAGACCCUGAGCCCCUGCUCCCUGGCCUGGCUUUACCUGCACCUGCGGCUAAUCUGGGGCACUGUCCUGCACUCUGCCCUGAUAUACUUUCUGGGAACCUUUCUGCUGUCCGUGUCGAUCGCCUGGAUGGUACAGCAUUUCCAUUCUGUCUCAGCCAGUGGCUCCCCUCCAGCACCAGCCUGGGUCUCGCCAGACCCUACCUCAUCCGCCGCAAGUCCAGCUAUACUUCCGGCUACAGAUGCUUCUGAUCACGACCAGCCCACAGUGGCUAACAACCUUGAGCCUAGUGGGUGAACAGUGCAUUCUGGGUCUCUCCAGCUGAGAGACAAUCCUUUCAACAGCUGGCUUGAGAAUGCUGGGGCCAGGGCAUUGUACUGAUAAAUACUUUAAAAGUCUUGUGAACUGGAUGCAGAUUUUGCACUUGGUGUCUCUUUUGUUUUUAAAUAAGGACAUGCUCAGAGCAGACUAUGGUUAUAGCAAAGGCUAUCAAAGAAAUCCAAGGAACACCUUGAUGAGAGAGGCAUGUGGGGAGGUGAGUUACUUUGGGAGCGGUAGUCUGCUUUGUGACAUAUUCUCACCAGAGGAGAGGGAUUUUCAAGUCUUAGUCCUUUGUUCAUUCCCUUUUAUUAAAGAACAGAUGAUUGUGACUUCUCCACAGGGUUGAUGAUGUUUCAGAUGAGAUUGAUGAUCAGAUUGUUGAUGUUUCCUGCUCCUGAAAGUCCAAUUGACACAUUGCUCUUUUAGUUACAAACCCAGCAGCUAGAAAGUACCUUCGAACAAAAACAAACAAAAAACAGUGUAAGCAGAGCAGUCACUGGCUUUUUGUACAUUGGUUUACAUUUUUCUCCUUGGAUUUUUCUAGAGUUGUAGUGCUUCCAAAUCAUUUGAUGACAUUGUUGGGUAUCUUCUAUGUUUCAAUCACAGUUCAUACAAUAACAUCUAGAAAAGCCUUAGUAUUUAAGUGUAGUCUUCUCCAUGAAUCACCCAUUAGAAUAGACUGGCAGCAAUGGGACAUGCAGAAAAAAAGCCUUUAGCUCAUAGUCUCUACCAUAUCCCAACCCUUAUGCCUGCCUGUGUCUGUAUAGUAGUGUGUGUGUGUGUGUGUGUGUGUGUGUGUGUGUGUGUGCUGUGUAAGACGGUCAAGAAGAGCAGAAUGUCUGUAUACUGUAUGCUGCUAGGGUAGUAAAUAAAUCAGUAAUGCAAUAUUGUGGGUCCAAACUACUCUUUGCACUACUUUAUUUAC